Messenger RNA from Penaeus monodon (black tiger shrimp), 898 nucleotides. RefSeq names its product adhesive plaque matrix protein-like. The transcript is spliced from 3 exons. The record is from RefSeq and is a predicted model, not a curated record. The coding region runs from base 14 to 610 and encodes 198 amino acids. Gene Ontology annotation, cellular component: extracellular matrix. NCBI's taxonomy places the organism in Eukaryota, Metazoa, Arthropoda, Malacostraca, Decapoda, Penaeidae.
CACAACAGACAAGAUGAAGAUUCUCCUGUUGGUGUCCGUGGCGGCCCUCGCUCUGGCCGCCCCCGAAGGACCUCGCCACACCUACAGCCCCGCCCCUCGAUACCACUCCACCCCAAGCUACACGCCCGCCCCUCGAUACCACCCCACCCCAAGCUACACGCCCGCCCCAACCUACACCCCUGCCCCAACCUACACCCCUGCCCCGGCCUACGCCCCGCCCGCCUCCUACAGGCCCGCUCCUUCAUAUGAGGCUCCUCCCAAGUACGACUUUAACUGGGUCGUGAAGGACGACUACUCCGGCAACGACUACGGCCACCAGGAGUCCCGCGAUGGUUACAACACACAGGGAUCCUACUACGUGCAGCUUCCCGACGGUCGCCUGCAGAAGGUCACCUACCACGUGGACGGCGACUCAGGCUACGUGGCCGAGGUCACUUAUGAGGGACAGGCUCAAUACCAAGCCUACCAGCCUUCCUACCAUCCUACACCUUCCUACCGUCCUUCACCAGCAUACCAGCCUACCCCUUCAUACCACACCACACCUGCUUACAGGCCUGCACCUACUUACAGACCCACACCUGCAUAUUCACCUACCCCUGUGUAUGGUUAGGUAUAUUCUAGUAUACUCUUGCACUCUAUGGUGACUUCGGCUAUGAUCUUCAAGUAAUAUACCAGAACACAAGUAUAUCUUUGGAUAGAAUGGAUAUACUCUAAGCUUUAUGUGUACUUGGGAGUAUAUCUCGUGUGUUAGACUUUGGAAAAUGGGAAAUGAAAUGCUAUGUCAGUGUGCACAGCAAGUGUUAAUUUAUUUUACCAAAUGCUUUUAACUAUUCCAUAUGUUGAGAAUUCAUAAACAUUUAUACGUCUGUUUUUUUAUGCUUAAAAAAUAUGAAAUAGA